CUCGCUACCCAUCUCAUUUUCUCAGGUGGUUUUCUGGUUCAGUGGAGAAAAAAAAAGGUUAGAAUUAGACUUCUUUGGAAGGUUCUAGAGGUUUCUAGAUACCGCCGUCCCGGGGGGUGAUGGCGAUCCCCAGAAGGUCGGCGGCCGCCGUCGCUGCCGUGGUGGCGCUCGCGUCCGUGGCCGCUGUCGCCGGCGAGGUCUUCUUCCAGGAGAAGUUCGACGAUGGAUGGGAGGAUCGGUGGGUCAAAUCUGAGUGGAAGAAGGAUGACAACAGGGCCGGCGAAUGGAACCACACCUCCGGCAAGUGGUACGGCGACGCCGACGACAAGGGUAUCCAGACGUCAGAGGACUACAGAUUCUACGCCAUUUCGGCCAAGUACCCUGAGUUCAGCAGCAAGGACAAGACCCUCGUGCUGCAGUUCUCGGUGAAGCACGAGCAGAAGCUCGACUGCGGCGGCGGCUACGUGAAAUUGCUCGGUGGCGACGUUGACCAGAAGAAGUUUGGUGGCGAGACGCCGUACAGCAUCAUGUUUGGACCAGAUAUCUGCGGGUAUGCCACCAAGAAGGUUCACGCUAUCCUUACAAAGAACGGCAAGAACCAUCUAAUCAAGAAGGACGUGCCAUGCAAGACCGAUCAACUGACGCACGUCUACACCUUGAUCAUCCGUCCUGACGCCAAAUACAGCAUUCUGAUCGAUAACACUGAGAAGCAAACUGGAAGCAUCUAUGAUGAUUGGAACAUUAUUCCUCCAAAGAAUAAGAGGGAUCCUGAAGCCAAGAAGCCAGAAGACUGGGACGACAAUGAAUACAUUCCUGAUCCUGAGGACAAGAAGCCUGAGGGCUAUGAUGAUAUCCCUAAGGAAAUUACUGACCCAGAAGCAACUAAGCCUGAGGACUGGGAUGAUGAGGAAGAUGGAGAAUGGACAGCUCCAACCAUUCCAAACCCUGAGUACAAGGGACCAUGGAACCAAAAGAAACUUAAGAACCCUAAUUACAAGGGCAAAUGGAAGGCACCAUUGAUCCCCAACCCAGAUUACAAGGAUGAUCCUUACAUCUACGCUUUUGAUAGUUUGAACCACAUUGGCAUUGAGCUGUGGCAGGUUAAGUCGGGAACUUUGUUUGACAACAUUCUUAUCACUGAUGACCCUGAGUAUGCCAAGAAAUUUGCAGAAGAAACCUGGGCCAAGCAUAAAGAUGCUGAGAAAGCCGCCUUUGAUGAAGCUGAGAAGAAGAGGCUUGAGGAGGAAUCUGCAAACUCUAAAAUCGACGACAGCGACGACGACGCUAGUGAUGAUGAGGAUGAGGCGGACGAUGACAAGGCUGAUGUCGUUGCUGAGCAGACCAAGGACAAGGGUGAUGAGAAACCGCAGGACAUCAAGGUCUCUGCUGAUGAGAAGCCAAAGAGCAGCAAGGAUGAUUCUUCCGCUGCGAAGAAGGACGAGCUUUAGAUAUUUUAUUAUUAUUAGAUGAUAAUAUGUCAUGACGAAGAGGCAACUGAAUCAGGUGUUGGUGCUAAAUAUUUCCUAAGCAGGGGAUCAGAGAAGAGGAGCAGAGAAGCUUGUGCUAGUUUUAACUGGUUUCUUUACUUGCUUGCUUGAGGGCUGAACAGUACACUUGCUUGUACGUUGGGCAGCACACCAUCAUCAGUCUAUACACAUGCACUGGCUUUCUAUUUAUAGGCUUGAUAAACCGAUAUGUAAGAAGCUUCAGGACCUAGCUAGAGACUUGUAGUACUACUACAUUGUCAAACUUCACUGGUACUAGUACUACUGUAAAAUCACAUCAUGCAUGUCUACACACUACACUGUUCUAGAAAA
Messenger RNA from Oryza sativa Japonica Group (Japanese rice), 1817 nucleotides. RefSeq names its product calreticulin-like. Gene Ontology annotation, biological process: protein folding. Gene Ontology annotation, cellular component: endoplasmic reticulum membrane; endoplasmic reticulum. Gene Ontology annotation, molecular function: calcium ion binding. Lineage: Eukaryota; Viridiplantae; Streptophyta; Magnoliopsida; Poales; Poaceae. The record is from RefSeq and is a predicted model, not a curated record.